CCGUCUGCUGGACGGACUCAGAGGGAAAAGUUAGGCAAGAUGGCAAAACCCGCAGAGCCGGAGUGAAAGGGCGCCGCUGCCCCGCUUAUUACUGAGAACAAGCCGAGCCUGCGUUUCCUCCUGCGGGGGAAUCCGACGAUGCAAACCGCGCCACAAGGCCUGACAGGGGAUUCCCUGAAGGGAAUUGCCACAGACUGAUGCUGCUGCGACAAAGCUAGAGCUGGAAAAGAGCUGACUCGUCUCCGAUCAAUCCCAUCUGAGAUCCACCGAGCCGCCAGAAGCAUAUCCGAUCACCUCAUGCCUGCUUAGAGCCGGAUCCGCCUCUCCUCUCCUCCUGUCUCUCACUCUCUCAGCAAAGGAGAUUAUCGGGAAUCGAAGGUGGUGUGGAAGCCCCUCCUGCAGGGAUUUAUCUGCCACCUGGGACGUCCCACCGCAUUCGGCGGCGCCUCGUCCGUCCCGCCCGGCAGACCAUGAUGUUUCGGGAUCAGGUGGGCGUGCUGGGCAGCUGGUUUAAGGGAUGGAACGAGUGCGAGCAGACAGUGGCUCUGGUGUCACUGCUGAAGAGGGUGAGCCGGACCCAGGCCCGAUUCCUGCAGGUGUGUCUGGAGCACUCCCUGGCUGAAUGCACGGAGCUGCAGGUCCUGGAGGGAGAGGCCAAUAAUCCAGGUCUGAUCAGUCAGUGGCAAGGUGAGCCUAAGGAGCGGAUCAUCUCUCUGGUCCUCACCCACCUCCCUCUGCUCAAACCGGGCAACACAGAGGCAAAGAGCGAGUACAUGCGCCUGCUGCCGCGCAUCCUGGCGCACACCAUCGAGCACGGCCACCACCUGGAGGAGUCCCGCCAGCUGCUGUCCUACGCCCUCAUCCACCCAGCCACCUCCAUGGAGGACCGCUCCGCCCUGGCCCUCUGGCUGAACCACCUGGAGGAGAGGGCCGCCGCACGGGGCGACUCCCUGGAGAGGCCGCCUCCCGCCGCCGGCCCCCACCAUCACCACCACCAGUCCACGCCUCCGUCCACCCUUGCCUCGUCGGGAUCCUCGUCUUCCACGAACUCUUCGUCGUCGGGGAACCUGUACAACCUGCACCACCACCACCACCACCACCAGCGCUACGGCUCCGACGACCGCCUCAACGGCUGGCAGAACUCCCGGGACUCGGGGAUCGGAGGAGGCUGGCACCAGCAGCAGGGCUGUGAGAACGGACAUCUCCUACUUUACCCAUCAUCCUCGGUGCCGACAACUAUCAACACUGUUGGAACCGGUGGAGGAAGCAACACAAUUCUUUCAAGCGGAGGUGGAAGUCAGCAGCACAGUCCCCUAAAGCGCUCCGUGUCCCUUACGCCCCCCAUCAGCGGCCCCAACAACCAGCCUCUGGGCCACGUCUGGCUGUCCCAAGAGGACCUUCGGACGUCCAGAGGCCCCGCCCCAGACCAUGCGCCUCUCCCCCAGAGCAGCAUUGCAUCUUCGGGCAGUGGGGGCAGCGAACACCUGGAUGACGGCGGCUUAGGAGGCAGUUCAAGUCUACAUCGCAAUUCCUUCCAUGAGGACGGCAGUGGGAUGAGGGAUGUUCCUGGAUGGCUGAAGAGUCUCCGUCUCCAUAAGUACGCUGUACUCUUCUCCACAAUGACCUACGAUGAGAUGAUGUCACUGACGGAAGAACAACUAGAAGCACAGAAAGUCACUAAAGGAGCUCGACACAAGAUUGUAAUCAGCAUUCAGAAACUCAAAGAAAGGCAGAACCUUCUGCGCAGCCUGGAAAAGGACGUCUUGGAGGGCGGGAAUCUUCGCACGCCGCUGCAGGAACUCCACCUGAUGAUCACAACUCCCAUCAAGGCCUUCAGCGGAGGGGAGGAGUCGUCUCUGCAGCGCCCCCUGUUGAGUCCGCAGAGCAAGAGCUCUGACUCCAGCCUGCCUGGAGGCGGUGGAGGAGAGGCCGAGUCCGGCAGCAGCGUCAUCGCAGAGGGGGAUCUGCCGGGCCAGUUCACCCGAGUCAUGGGGAAAGUUUGCACCCAGCUGCUGGUGUCGCGGUCGGAUGAGGACAACAUCAGCUCCUACCUGCAGCUCAUCGAUAAAUGUCUCAUCCAUGAGUCCUUCACAGAGACGCAAAAGAAGAGGUUGUUGUCAUGGAAGCAGCAGGUCCAGAGGCUUUUCCGGUCGAUCCCGAGGAAAAACCUCCUUGACAUUGCGGGUUACCGGCCUCAGAGGAGCCGUUUUGGACAGUCGAACUCUCUCCCCUCCACCAGCUGCGUCGGGAGCAGCGUGUCCGCCAGGCGCAGCCUCCACCAGUUCCAUAUGCCUUCCAGAAGCUUACCGGGAGCCAGACUGGGUUUACUGGGCAGCGGGGGGCUGCUGGGGCCCACACCCCGCAGCUCCAGCAGCACCCCAACCGGUCCCAAACAGGGCAGGCAUGGCCCCUGGUUUGCCAACCCGGGAGGAAGUAACAGCAUGCCGAGUCGGACCCACAGCUCCGUGCAGAGGACACGGUCGCUGCCGGUCCACACCACGCCGCAAACCAUGGUUACGUUCCAGCAGGCCGAUCAUCAGUUUCCAGUGACAGAGCCGGACAUAAACAAUCGCCUCGAGUCGUUGUGUUUGAGCAUGACAGAACACGCUUUGGGAGACGGUGCAGAUCGCACAUCGACGAUAUGAGGUCAUCGGGGCGCCGCAGGUUCUCCUCAAAGCCAGCCGGAGGUCGCCGUUCCUCCCGCCCCCCUCCCCGCAGCGCUCCACCGCCGGACCGGACCGGACUGGGCCGGACCUCGGAAACAAUUGCAGGUCGGUCGCCAAAUGGCCAACGCAGCCCAUCAUCCAUCGGGUCGGACAGAAACAGACUUCCUCCUCCGUCUGAGAAGGAAAAGCAUCAAAGCCAGCGAUGGACGGCGCCUGACUGGUGCCCCCCAGUGGAGGCGAGCGGAAGAGCGACGCCGGCCUGUGGAUCGGGCCGACUGGAUGAAACAUGGCGUCUUCCGCGUCAGUAAUAUUACCUCAGACGAGACGAGCGGAGCCGGCGCAUUCGGGUCGGGAUUCUCGGACCGAUCGAACGUCCGGCGCUUCGUAGACGUCAGCGCCGCGACUCUGCGAGUUUUCAGCCGACAUCUUGUUUCUGCGUUGUGCGUCCGUAUUGUUUACACGACGAUGCUGCUGUCGGAACGCGCGCUCGUUUUCAGGAGGUGCGCGGAGCUUUACGUCCCGCAUGCAGCCAUCGAACCAGUUUACAGCAAACGUCUCCUUUAUCUUUAAGAAGCGACGGCGAGCUGCCAGGUUUUAACGGAGAGAACGUCGGGAGGAAGUGAAGAAUGUGAAGAGCAGCGGCGUCAAACUCACAAAUCGAUUAAUGAAACUUCCUGCACUGCAAAAACACUAAACGUUACUAAGGAUUUCUGUCUAGUUUCUACUGCAAAUAUAAAUAAACAUGAAAUGAAACUAACUUACAAGCAACAUGUCAGCAAAUCUAGUUUAAGUAAAUAAAUACAAAAUAUUGAUGAAAAAGUUCCAGUUAAACUGGCAGAUUAUUUCACUUCUAACAUGGGAGAAAUAUUUUGCAAGAAGUGAAAUAAUCUGCCUGUGGAACUAGAACUUUUCAUCAAUAUUAAGGAAUUAUUGGCUUAAUAAAGCCUCUGUGUUUUGCUACAUUUGUUAGUUUUUUCUGCAAUAUUUGCUCUAGAAACUGGACAAAAAUCCUUUGGGAUGUUUUGAUGAAUCAUUAAAAGUUUGCAGUUUUUUUCCCCAUUUGAUUUCUACUACAUAAAACGAAAUAUUUAAUAACUUUGAAUUCGGCUCUAUCCAAAUAAAAGUAAUUUGAUUAAACUGAUAAAGUUAUAUUUAAACUCACUUUUGUUGAAGUUUAUUUAUGUGGCCCUCUAGAGUGUCCAACCUGCAGCUCCUAAUAGCGCUGACUAAAAAUAAGAUUUAAGAUUAGAUCAAAUAACAGAUGCAGGUUUUUACAGUAGUUAAUUAGUGGUAAUGUAGAUACAAAAAAAAGAAUAAAUUUCUAUCAAAAAACGUUUUCCAAGUUUUUCUACAAAAUAUGUCAAAUUAAUUGUCGAUUUUUAAAGCUUGAGUAUUUCCAUAAUUUUCUUUAGGUUGUAAAAGUUGCAAACAUCUCGUCUAGGGGGCCCAAUAAAUAGCUACAGCGUGCCGGAUUUGGCCCGUGCGCCUUGAGUUUGACACACACAUGUUGUAGAGGAAGGAAUUAAGCUGAAGUGAUGCUGAAGAGGGGGAAGCGGAUGUUUGAAGAGGCCAGACGGAGGAUGAUGAUGUCAUGUGAGCGAAGGCAGCGGGAAGUGGAUUUGUUCGUCUGAAUCUCCAGGUUUGCAGGAAAAUGCAGGAAAUGUCGUGAACGGGAGACAAUCGGAGCGUGUCGGGAUGUCGGGGCGAUCGUUAAGCCGCAUGUCGCAAAAAAGUAUUCGUUAAAAAAGUGUGAAAAACAAACUGGUCAAUCCAUGAAGGGUAGUUCUCCCAGAGAUUGUCUGAUUAGUGCUUACCUCCACCUGCUGGCCAGACGCAGUCAUUGCAUCUGUGUCUUUGCUUCAUCAGCAGAGGCUGUCGUAGAAUAUAUUUUCUUCAUUAUUUUGCGUCUUAAUAUUUAUCCCUAUUUGCUUCUAUCUGGAAUAAACUUCCAUCAAGGAAAUGUGCAAAUAACCUGGUGAAUCCAGAUCAGUUUCUUUAAUAAUUACACUGCAAAAACUAAAUUUUACCAAGUAUGUUAGUCUGGUUUCUAGUGCAGGUAUCAUAGAAGACCUGAAAUGAGAGAAAAACUGACUGACAAUUAACUUUUCAGCAAGAAACAGCUUGUUUUAGGUAGAUAAUUUAUUAAGUUAUAACAAAACAUUUUUCUAGUUCUAAUCAUAAAUUAUAUCUAGUAAUUAGUUUUAGCAGGUAAAAGCUAUUCUAGUUUUGCUAUUAGCAUCAGUUUUAACCAUUUGCUGACGUGAUGAUUUAUUUCUAGCAGUUCUAGAAUAAUUGACUUUUCCACUGUCAGAUUGUUUAAGAUGAUUAACUUUAACAAAUUAUUUACGUAAAACCUGUUUCUUGCUGAAACGUUACUGUAAGUUAGUUUUGUGUUAUUUCAAGAAUACUAAGGUAUUUUCAUUAGAAACUGGACUCAGAAUGCUGGUAAUGUUCUGUGUUUUUGCAGUUUAGGGUUUAUUGUUGUAUUUUCUUUGCAUCCUGCACUUGAUAAUGUGACUCACUGAAGUUCAAACGUUAAC
Messenger RNA from Poeciliopsis prolifica (blackstripe livebearer), 5206 nucleotides. Its product is annotated as protein Smaug homolog 1-like. Gene Ontology annotation, molecular function: mRNA binding; translation repressor activity; protein binding. Lineage: Eukaryota; Metazoa; Chordata; Actinopteri; Cyprinodontiformes; Poeciliidae. Gene Ontology annotation, biological process: nuclear-transcribed mRNA poly(A) tail shortening; regulation of mRNA stability; negative regulation of translation. Gene Ontology annotation, cellular component: P-body. The record is from RefSeq and is a predicted model, not a curated record.